CAUUAAACUCCAAAUUGAAAAUGGUGUCAACUCUAGUUACGCCACCAAUGAACAUUGCCGUCAGAUAUCUCUAAUCCCAACACUAAUGAUGCUCUUUGAGACCACUGCCUUCACACAACUUCCUCAACUUUUGCUCACUAAAGUCAAUUUCUUGUCUGCUUCCACUUGUUCUUCAGCAAACUCACACACAACCACAACCCAACAACCACCUGAACAACCCUCUUCUUCUUUCUCUCUCUUCACCAUCACCAACACCAACAAGAACAAAAACAAAUAACAAUCCAAGAAAGAAAAGGAAGAAGAGAAAGAAAGAUUGGAUUUUUAUUCUUACUUCGAUGGACCCGAAGUUCACCGGAAAGCCGCCGCUGACGGUGGACCUUGAACGCAUGCCGGAGCGUGGGUCCCACCACCGCCGCUCCCACUCCGACACGUCCUUCCGCUUCGCCGCGAACUUCGAUGACCUGCUCCUCUUCGACGCCUCCGACCUCGACAUCUCCACGCUCCCCUCGCCGCUCCCUCUGCCUUCGCCGGGGGCCUCCGGCGCGGUGCCGAUAGCGGUAGAUUCCGACGAGUCCGGCGGAAGGCCGAGGCCUUCAGGGGCACCCGCCGGCGGGCACCUGAGGAGUCUGUCGGUGGGCUCCGAUUUCUUUGACGGGAUCGGAUUCGGCGGCGGCGAGGAGAGGGGCGGCGGAGGGAGGGGCGGCGGCGAGCGGAGGGUGGGGCAUCACCGGCACAGCAACUCCAUGGACGGGUCCUCGACGACGUCGUUUGAGGCGGACUCGGCGAUGAUGAUAGAUGGCGUGAAGAAAGCUAUGGCUCCUGAUAAACUAGCUGAACUCGCUCUUAUUGAUCCCAAAAGAGCUAAGAGGAUUCUUGCUAACAGACAAUCUGCUGCUAGAUCAAAGGAGAGGAAGAUUCGUUACACCAGUGAAUUGGAGAGGAAGGUGCAGACACUUCAGACUGAAGCAACCAACCUAUCUGCACAGCUUACCAUGCUUCAGAGAGACACCACAGAUUUAACUGCAGAGAAUAAGGAACUCAAACUGCGUCUAGAGGCUUUAGAGCAAGAAGCACAGCUUAGAGAAGGUAUGCAUCACUUAUGUUUAUCAUGCCGUCAAAAAUGGACAUGUGCUGUCCCUGUUCAUCAGUUAUUUCAUACCAAAUUGGAUAAAUAUACNCCUACACUCUUUAAACUUUUAGCACACCAUCCGUUUGAUAAAAGUUCUCUAAGAAAAUAA
Vigna umbellata (rice bean) is the source of this 1238-nucleotide messenger RNA. The record is from RefSeq and is a predicted model, not a curated record. NCBI's taxonomy places the organism in Eukaryota, Viridiplantae, Streptophyta, Magnoliopsida, Fabales, Fabaceae.